Molecule: messenger RNA, 1127 nt
Organism: Acyrthosiphon pisum (pea aphid)
Lineage: Eukaryota; Metazoa; Arthropoda; Insecta; Hemiptera; Aphididae
Exons: 4
Coding region: 1-843 (280 amino acids)
Source: RefSeq, a predicted model, not a curated record
AUGUUAGCAGAUUUGUCUAUAAAUUUGCUAAUUAUCCCGAAACUGGGUUGUGCUUUGGAUGGAUUGAAUUGGCACGAAGUCCAUGGUAUGCUACAAUCCACGUUCGUUGAUCGAACGAUGAAGAUUACUGUAUGCGAUCCCGAAAACAUAUCACGCCAUGUAAUCGCCGCAUGUACGGAGCAAAAAGUUGAGUUUCUGGAUUGUGGUGGUCCGGAAACACUAAAGAUAUUGCCGGUGGAAUUAACAAGCGCGAGCGAAAACACCAUGUUCACUAGAUGCUUGGACCAUUUUAGACUAUCACUAAGCUUAAUAGAUAAUGGGAGGUGGGCAUCUGUAUCAAAAGGACAAGUGGUCCGUGUAAAUGAUUCAUUUCUAAUUUGGGCAUUUGUAAGAGACGACCUACAUUUUUUCCAGACUUUGGAAGCCCAAAUUGGUGAAACGAUGGCGAUGGUCCCUAAUUCAUCAAUUUGGGCAUUUCCAAAGUCAGAAAUUAUAAACUAUGACCAAUUCAUUUCCCUCUUAAGAACAAAGUUGGCCGAUAAUGUACUGCAGCGGCAUAAAGUAGUGGUGUGCGACCCUAAUAUACCCACGCAUAUGCCGUUCACAGGCAACUGGCCCCGUGGCAGUGCCACUAAUCGUCGGCCUAACCCACGACAAACCACAAACGCAGUAGCACCUGCUCGAAGCAAUAAUUUCGUCCGUGGUCAUGGUAGUCGUCUGAGGGGACACGGCGGACGUGGAUACGGUGGACAUGGUGGAUACGGUGGACAUGGUGGACACACUCUCCCAGCCUCCACGAUCAUUUAUACAGAGGCUCUUAGGUCGAUUGUGUCAGUAGGUUAGUUUCAAUAAUAAAAUAUUAAAAAAAUUAAGUUAGUAUGUUAAUAUUAGUUAAGAAAUUGUUUAUAAUAUUGAAAAAAUAUUCUAUAAAUAUUUAAAUAGUUACACAGGCCGCACGACCCGCACCAUAUUACACUGGUGAAGAAAAUGUUUUUCGGGGACGCGGACGCGGACGGGGACGGGGACGGCUUCCUAUAAUGUGCCAUUCGUGCAGGGCGUUUGGCCAUAUGCGGUGGAACUGUCCUAACAAAUGUAUGUAUAUAUAGACAAUUAAUUUAAAAUUAAAC